ACAUAUUCUGAAAAUAAUCAAACUACUCAUAAACAACUUUUCUUUGAUGCGUGUUCAUACGUGAUUAUGCUAUUUUCCUAUCAUUAUGGAUUUUACUGUCAGAACAGGAACACAUUUUGCUUAAAUAAUUAGCAUAAUAUUACUGCGUAUCUUUCCUUUUUCUAGAUGACGGAGCAGCAGUAAAGGGGUUUCAAGAGUUCUGUCUGGAGCGGGGUGGUUUGACCGCUCGCACUGAACAUCGUCAUGAACCGAGAAGCAGCUGAAGUGCCUGAUGACCCGUUUGCUGCCCUCUCUGAGGAAAAACAAAAAUCACAUGGCUAUCCAGUCUUGGUCCCCUGCUGCAUCCAAGACUGGGCCAGCCAAAUCAUUGAUUAUCAGCUAAACGGUGACCCACGGCUUGUGAACUACCGCACCACAUAUGCAGACCACUACCAGCGUCCCACUUCAUUUGAUGAUAUCAGCGGCACAAUUACACCAGUCAAGGAUAGCAAGAACCAAAAAGAGGAGAAACUCCCUGGCUCCUCUGCCAAAUCUGUGCUCAUCAAGUACACUGCACCCCAAGAUGGUACAAAGAUACAACGGUAUAGACUCAACCAUCCUCUCAGGUCGGCAUACAAUGACACUUACCAGUUCCGCUGGUGUGCUCCCCCAAAGCCUGUGACGCAGAGUUCUACAUUUACAAUGGGAGACCCAGAGACAAUUAAGGAGCGUGAAACCACCUACAGUGCUCAUUACAAGCAGAAAGGCAGAGUGAGCUCAGAAGUAAUAAACCAGACUCAUGAACAUCAGCUGAUUAAUCUUGGGGACUACCCAGAGAAGUGGAAAACCACAACCUCUGAUGUCCAUCCUGCAAUUAAAUCAGAUCCUGUCCUCCUGGUGAAGAAAGACAGAAACUUCAGCUCUGUUCCCAGGGGAGACAUGGAUCCUGAGCGAAACCGUGCAAGGAUGACAGCCACUUCAUACAAGUUCUUCUUUUCAAAGAAUAUCCCCAGGGGGCCCCUGGACCGCGUCGAUGGGCCUGCCUCCAGGACAAAGAGCAAUGUGGUGCUGGGGCAGGCCGGCAAGGAGGGCCUGUCAUACACGUCGAGUUCAAGUGUGGACUAUCCUCACAGGACAGCACCCCGUGUUCUGCCCAUCACUCCCUCCCCUGGCUAUGAGAUGCCCAAUGAAGAAACUGGACCAAAACUGACUACCAUGCAGACAGACUACCCACCAGUGAAGGGCACAAGGCACUCACUUCGCCCAGAACAACUUGAGCUGCUUAAAGGUAGCCACAUUCCUGCUCAUUUCAAGAGGGGGUAUUUCACAACAGCCUAUAAAGAGGAUUAUACACAAAAGCGUCCCAUCAGGAACGUGCUGGCCCAUGUGCCUGUGCAAACUGUCAGUCAUAUGCCCUUUUAAAGAGGAGAGAAGCCACCAUUGCUUUGUGCGAGUAUCAUCACUGCACCACAAUCCUUGGACUCAUUUGGAUCACGGCUUCUCCGUACAGCCAGUUUGGAUCAUGUACCUUUGCAACAUAUCAACCAUGUGUCCUUUGUGUAUUGUUUUAUAAAAACAAGAGUUAUAAUCGAAUAAGCCUGUUUUCUCAGGUAGAAACUAUUGUUAAAAUGUGCACUACGAUUUUUGUGUUUAAUGUUUUUAUUUUAAGUGGCCAGUAUUCCAAUAAUUUGUCUCUAUCAUGAACAUAAUGCAUUGAUUUUUUUAGAUUUAGUUUUUUCUUUUUUCCUUUGCUUGCCACACUAUUUAGCUGGCACAUUAGUGCAAAUAAGAGUGCCUGCUAAAUUGUGUGAUGAAAAUUAUAAUUUAUAACCAACUAUAAAAUGAGCACAUAUUGGAU
This is a messenger RNA of Anguilla rostrata (American eel), 1837 nucleotides long. RefSeq lists its product as uncharacterized. The transcript has 8 exons. NCBI's taxonomy places the organism in Eukaryota, Metazoa, Chordata, Actinopteri, Anguilliformes, Anguillidae. The coding region runs from base 244 to 1401 and encodes 385 amino acids. The record is from RefSeq and is a predicted model, not a curated record.